GCCUACUUCGUGGAGAGGAAGAAGCGCUUCUGCAAGAUGAUCCCGGCUCCUGGGAGGCGUUUUUGCGGAGAGCAUGGGCAGCAGGAGGAAGAAAAUGGCAGGAAAAGAAUUCCAUGUCCUCUUGAUCCAAAACAUACUGUGUAUGAAGACCAACUACAAAAGCAUUUAAAAAAAUGUAAUUCAAGAGAGAAGCCAAAUCCAGUCUACUUUGUUCAAGAUAUUAAUGCAGGUUUAAAAGAUGUAACAGAAAUACCAGAAAAACAAGUACCUAUCUCUUCUCUAUCCAAAGAAGAGCUGGAGAACCUAAUUAUCAAGUUGAAAAAAGCCAGCAAUGGCCUGGAACUUCGCCUUAAGGAACAAAUACUGUCCCACCACGCUUUACAAGAAGCCUUAAAUGACCCAAAGAAUGGGGAAUCUGCUUUCAAACACUUGAAACAACAGGCUUCUAUUUUAGGUAAUAUGGAAAAAUUACAUUUACUUGGUCCAGGAAGAUGUUUUGUUGAGUUUGGAGCUGGGCGAGGAAAGCUGUCUCAUUGGGUUGAUGUUGCUUUACAGAAUGUUGAAGAUACUCAGUUUUUGCUUGUGGAAAGGGCAGCUACAAGAUUCAAGGUGGAUGGAAAACAUAAAAGGAGAGAUUCUGUAUUUGAAAGGCUUCAAGUUGAUAUUCAACAUUUAUGUUUAAAUAAGGUACCUAUUUUGGAGAAGAAAAAAACACCAGUGGUAGGAAUGGGGAAGCAUUUGUGUGGUGCUGCGACAGAUCUUGCUUUGAGAUGCUUGGUUGAAAGUUACACAACUUGCUGUGAUAGAGAAAAUGAAGAGCCUGCACCAAAACGCUCUAGGACUGAUAAGACAGAGGUGGCUUCUAACAGUUCUGCUGAUAAUGAAAGUAACAAAGAAGACUGUAAGCCUGUAGCUGGAAUUGUUAUUGCACUGUGUUGCCAUCACAAGUGUGACUGGACACAUUAUGUAGGCAGAGAGUUCUUUAGAUCAGUAGGACUUGGACCAGUAGAGUUUAAUUAUUUUCAGAGAAUGAGUAGCUGGGCCACUUGUGGCAUGCGAGAAACUACAACCAAGGCCUCUACAAGCGAAGACAGUGAAGAUCAAACUAAUGACACAGAAGAGCAUAAGCAAACAUUCAGCAAGACAGAGAGUGGUUCUGAUACUUUACAAGGGAUACUUACUGUUGAAGAACGAAAGGAGAUAGGUUGCCUCUGUAAACUGCUGAUUGAUCAUGGCCGGAUUGAAUAUUUACGACGACGAGGAUACAAGGCUGCAUUACAGUAUUAUACAGAGGCUGCUGUGUCCUUGGAGAAUGUCCUGUUGACAGCUGUCCCAAGUCCAUCUUUGAUACCAGAGCCAACUACAUGACAGGAGAUAGAUUUGGAAUUGGUA
Molecule: messenger RNA, 1392 nt
Organism: Cariama cristata (Red-legged seriema)
Lineage: Eukaryota; Metazoa; Chordata; Aves; Cariamiformes; Cariamidae
Gene: TRMT13
Product: tRNA methyltransferase 13 homolog (S. cerevisiae)
Exons: 11
Biological process (GO): tRNA methylation
Source: RefSeq, a predicted model, not a curated record